Molecule: messenger RNA, 1557 nt
Organism: Anopheles marshallii
Lineage: Eukaryota; Metazoa; Arthropoda; Insecta; Diptera; Culicidae
Gene: Kap-alpha3
Product: importin subunit alpha-3
Exons: 5
Coding region: 1-1557 (518 amino acids)
Biological process (GO): NLS-bearing protein import into nucleus
Cellular component (GO): nucleus; nucleoplasm; cytoplasm
Molecular function (GO): protein binding; nuclear import signal receptor activity
Source: RefSeq, a predicted model, not a curated record
AUGGCGUCGAUAGACUCCCAGUCGAAGAAUCGCAUGCAAGGAUUCAAAAACAAAGGAAAGGAUCAGGAUGAAAUGCGACGUCGACGAACGGAGGUCACGGUGGAGCUGCGCAAAAACAAACGCGAAGAAACGAUCCUCAAGCGACGCAACGUUCCUCAGACGGCAGAAUCGACGGACGAGGAGGAUUACACACUACAGUCGAAUCUGAAGAAACUGGUCGAGAAGGCUGGCAACAGCAACGACAAAGAGGGACAGCUGGCCGCAGUCCAAGCCGCCCGUCGGCUACUGUCAUCGGAUCGCAAUCCUCCAAUUAACAAUCUCAUUGACAGCGGCAUUCUUCCGAUUUUAGUCAAUUGUCUUGAGCAGGAUGAUAACCAGGUGCUGCAGUUUGAGGCGGCCUGGGCCCUCACAAACAUUGCGUCCGGUACGGCCGCACAAACGAACCAGGUCGUCCGUGCUGGAGCGGUUCCGCUAUUCCUGCAUCUGCUCAAUUCACCAGCACCGAACGUAUGCGAACAGGCAGUUUGGGCGCUCGGCAACAUCAUUGGCGAUGGGCCUAGCCUGCGGGACUACGUGAUUAAGCUGGGCGUCGUGCAGCCGCUGCUGUCCUUCAUUCAGCCGGAAAUUCCGAUUCCCUUCCUGCGCAACGUCACCUGGGUGAUUGUGAACUUGUGCCGGAACAAGGAUCCACCGCCGCCGGCCGCCACGAUUCUGGAGAUUUUGCCAGCACUGAACAUGCUGAUCCACCAUACGGACAUCAACAUCCUGGUCGACACGGUGUGGGCAUUGAGCUAUCUGACCGAUGGUGGCAACGAGCAGAUCCAACUCGUAAUCGACAGCGGUGUUGUGCCGAAGCUGAUUCCGCUUCUAUCGCACGUAGAAGUGAAGGUACAGACAGCAGCGCUACGUGCGGUGGGUAACAUCGUCACUGGAUCCGAUGAUCAGACACAGGUCGUGCUGAACUGUGACGCACUGUCACACUUCCCCAAGCUGUUGACGCACAGUAAGGACAAGAUUCGCAAAGAAGCCGUAUGGUUCCUGUCCAACAUUACGGCAGGAAACCAGUCGCAGGUGCAGGCCGUUAUCGAUGCUGGUCUGCUACCGAAGGUGAUCGAUAAUCUGAAGCACGGCGACUUCCAUACGCAGAAAGAGGCGGCUUGGGCGAUCAGCAACCUAACGAUCAGUGGCAAUCGCGAGCAGGUCGCACAGUUGAUAAACGAUGGUGCUGUUCAACCGUUCUGCGAUUUGCUUAUGUGCCAGGAUUGUCAAGUUAUCAAUGUUGUACUCGACGGCAUUAACAAUAUGCUGAAAUUGGCCGGACCCCACGCAGAACAUGUCGCCAAUCUGAUCGAGGAAUGUGACGGUGUGUCAAAGAUUGAAGUUUUGCAAAAUCACGAGAAUGUUGAAAUUUAUAAGCUCGCGUACGACAUCAUCGAACAGUUCUUUUCGGAAGAUGUUGACGAGGCAGUCUUAGAAGACCUAAGACCUGCAGCCGACGAGAGCACGUUCCAGUUUAAUCAGAAUCCAAACAUUCCCCGCGAUGGAUUCAACUUCUAA